Molecule: messenger RNA, 2334 nt
Organism: Topomyia yanbarensis
Lineage: Eukaryota; Metazoa; Arthropoda; Insecta; Diptera; Culicidae
Gene: Marcal1
Product: SWI/SNF-related matrix-associated actin-dependent regulator of chromatin subfamily A-like protein 1
Exons: 5
Coding region: 121-2265 (714 amino acids)
Biological process (GO): DNA repair; replication fork processing
Cellular component (GO): nuclear replication fork
Molecular function (GO): ATP binding; ATP-dependent chromatin remodeler activity
Source: RefSeq, a predicted model, not a curated record
AAUGUCAACAAAAAGUCUUAAAGAUUUUGUUUUUAAGUUGUGCUUCAAUUUUUGAGUUACACUUUGGUAUAGUUUCAUGUUAUUAAAAAUUUGUUAAACUUGUUUGUUAAAAUCGUCUAGAUGUCCUGCACCGCAGAGGAAAUUGCCGAGAAACGACGGAUUGCGAUAGAACGUCUUAACGCCCGCAAGAAUGCAGUGGAGAACAGUAAACCACAAUCAAUCCCAUCGUCGGAAGCGUCUCCAAAACCUACUUUCACAUUGCCCCUAAAACAGCAGCAGGCCAUUCACAGCAGUGCUUCUUUCUAUGGAAAGGCCAAUGCAACAGAUAAUCCGCACCAAUCUAGUAAUAAUAAACCGAACGGUUAUGGUCCGGGAAAGGUGAAACAAGUUUUCACCAACACACGAAUGCAAUCUAACCCGUAUACAAGAAAUGGCCCAGCGAAUAGAAGAACUCCGGGCAAAAUAGCGCCCGUUUUCAUACGGACAGUCACAUGUGCGUGUGCAAUGGUCUCGGAAACUCGAUUUGUUGUACAAGCAUCUGGUUUCAACGAUAAACUAAUUGAAGUGUUCAAAAGUAUUCCUUCAAAGCAAUAUGAACCUGCUACAAAAAACUGGACAUUCAGCAUUACAGACUACUCGCUAGUUCAGGAAAGGGUUACUGCUCUGAACCCACACGUUUCGAUUGGUCCUAUCCCAGGAUUCGUACUUCGAUUCUUUACCGGGAAUAAGCGUACCAUACCGAAUCGAUCUUGCCUGGAUGCCAUUGAUCCAACGCUGGCAAACAGUUUGUUGGAAUUUCAAAAAGAAGGUGUCUGUUUUGCCAUCGAUAAAGGUGGACGAGCCCUCAUAGCGGAUGAAAUGGGUCUAGGCAAAACCUAUCAAGCUAUUGCCAUAGCGGACUUCUAUAAAGAGAACUGGCCACUGCUAAUUUGCACCACGGCUUCUACUAGAGACGUGUGGGCUAAAACAAUCAGAAAGUUGCUUCGUUAUGUGCCGGUGCACAACAUUGUCACGUUACAAGGAAGCCAAGAUUCUAUAGGGGAUGCACGUAUUCUGAUCUCAAGUUAUGCGCUGAUGGAAAAAUGUGCCGAGAAGCUACUCGAGCAAGGUUUCGGUUUCAUUAUCAUGGACGAAUCGCACACGUUGAAGAAUUUUAAAGCAAAGUGUACUACCGUUGCUCAAGAACUGGCACGGAAGGCUAAACGGGUGAUUUUGUUGUCGGGAACACCUGCAUUGUCGCGGCCCGUUGAACUGUUCACUCAGCUGCAAAUGUUGGAUAAGAACUUUUUUCAGUUCAAGGAGUAUAGCACCAGGUACUGCGCCGGCAAGCAAACAAACUUUGGCUGGGAUGCUAGCGGGCAGUCGAAUUUGCCAGAGCUGAAUCUGCUGCUAGCGGCAAAAUUCAUGAUUCGACGUACCAAACAGGAUGUGAUGAGUCAGCUGGCUGAGAAGAGUCGCGAAACUGUGAUACUGGAUCCGUCGCUACUGUGGAAGAACGAAGAAACUGAGGAAGAUUUGCACACUUAUGCUGCGGACUACUCGAUGAGCAAGGGUCGCCAGCGGGAGGAAAUUCUAUUCAAAUAUUACAACGCGACCGCGGAAGCGAAAGCACCAGCUGUGUGUGCGUAUCUCAAGCAACUAUUGAAAGAGAAGCAAAAGUUCAUCAUAUUUGCCCACCAUAUCAAAAUGUUGGAUUCUAUCUCCAAACAACUCAGUAAGCAAAAGGUAGAUCACAUUCGGAUCGACGGAACGACGAGGUCAGACCUGAGAUCGCAAUUGGUGAAUAAAUUUCAAACAAAGGAUUCCUGUAGAGCAGCGGUACUAUCCUUGAAGGCAUGCAACGCCGGUAUAACACUAACAGCCGCACAACUUGUCAUUUUUGCCGAAUUGGAUUGGAAUCCAAGCACGCUUGCUCAGGCAGAGAGUCGCGCCCAUCGAAUCGGACAGGAAGGCAAUGUGAUUGUUCGAUAUUUGCUGGCUAAAGGGACAGCCGACGACAUAAUAUGGACUAUGCUGCAGAAGAAGCAAGAUAUUCUCACUAAGGCUGGUUUGUGCAACGAGGAUUUUUCCGAUUCAACUCACGUCGAUGCGCCAUGCUCGGCCGGAAACAUUGAACCGUUCUUGGAGAAACGUACUUGCGUACCAGAGGAUCCAAAUUCAAACUACGAGAUCGAUAACGUGCCGGAACAAAAUGAUAACCAGCACGAGUUUCUAGGUAUGUUGGACGACGGAGAGGAUGACGAUUUGGCAGGAAUGGAUUUGUAGAUUGAUUAUUGAUGCUAUACAAAAUUUAAUUUAUUUCGAAAAAAUACAACUUUUUGUUAAUGAUUUAAA